UUUCUAGGGUAGUGUGCGGAAAAAUUUUCAUUUCUUUGACAACAUGGCGAACGACGUCGGGAUGUGGAAUGUCCUUGUCAUGGGCUUUUCCUUUAUGUUCAUGUUCACAGCCUUUCAAACGACAAGCAUGAUCGAGCCAACUGUACUGCAAAAUUUCACAGGCAAUAAAAACGAUGAAAAAAAUAUAAGUGGCUAUUUAAGUCAGGGUAUCAUCUAUGCUGUGUUUGCAUUGGCUAACUGGCUGGCACCAUCUUUUGUGGGAAUAUUUGGACCAAGAGUCUCAAUGAUUGUGGGAGGGAUCUGUUAUGCCCUCUUUAUAGCCAGCCUUAUUGAACCAAUAGCAUGGAGUGUAUAUUUGGGAUCAGUUGUUAUUGGAUAUGGAGCAAGCAUAAUAUGGACUGGUCAAGGUACUUUUCUUACAAUGAACUCCAAUCCAGAAACAAUCUCUAGAAACAGUGGUAUUUUUUGGGCAUUGCUUCAGUGUAGCUUGCUCUUUGGAAACAUGUAUGUUUACUUUCAGUUUAAGACUCAAAUUGGAGGAAUCAGUGACUCUGUUAGGAAAACAGUUUAUACAGUAUUCACCACAGUUUGUGGUUUAGGAAUAUGUCUUUUAUUCCUUCUACGAAGGCCAUCUAGUUUGCCAUCAGAGGUAACUGAGAAUGAGAAUGAUGAGAGAGAAUUAAGUCAAAACAUCAGGCGACGUCCAAACUCUGAGAAAAGAGGUGCCCUGGAGUCACUCAAGGUUGCUGUUAGGCUGUUUUUCACAAAGGAUAUGUUUUUCCUUAGCCUAUGCUUUGCAUACACUGGUCUUGAGCUGACAUUUUUUAGUGGUGUGUAUGGCACAUGUGUAGGAAACACACUUGCCUUCCCUAAUUCCAAACGUCUAAUUGGAUUGGUGGGAAUGCUCAUUGGUUGUGGUGAGAUUACUGGUGGUCUUAUAUUUGGAAUUUUUGGCAAAAGAAGUAACAAGUUCGGAAGGGAACCCAUUGUACUUUUUGGGGCACUUGUUCACUGGAUUUGUUUCCUCCUUGUCUUUUUCAACAUUCCUGAUCAUACUCCUCUCAGAGAAGAAUCAGCAGGAACAGAGGAAUACCAUGUAUUUCCAGGAGGGCCUAACUUACCUGUUGCUGUGCUUUGCGGUUUCCUUCUGGGGUUAGGUGACAGUAGCUUUAAUACACAGAUUUAUGCAAUUUUAGGUUCUCUGUAUGAAAAGGAUAGUGCUCCAGCUUUUGCAUUGUUUAAAUUUGUACAGUCCCUUACAGCAGCCAUUGGAUUCUUCUACAGUCUGGAGCUUGUUCUAAAAUGGCAACUGCUUAUUCUGGUGGUUUCUUCAUUUUUUGGAACAAUUGGUUUCUUUCUAGUAGAGUGGAAAGCAAGGAGAGCUGCUAAUCAGGGUUAUGUCCCUAUAUCAAGUUGAUGCACAGAAGAUUAAUAUAUCUAAUAAUUAUUUUUUGCAUGGUGAACAUAUGCAGGUUGUUCUUUACAAGGGUUAUAGAGGAGGGAGGGGGGGGGGGAAUUCAAAGAAGUUGGGAAAUAGUAUCUUAACAGUGCAAUACUGUAUUUCAAUUGAGCAUCAUGUAACUGAAUUCAAAGUUAUCAGAAUGGCAAAGAAGAAGAAAAGUGCACAUUUUAAGGGUGGAUCAGAACUCAAGGCCUAAGUAAGACUACUUCUUGAAGUCAAGAAAAUUCUAAUGAGCAGUGGAGUAGAGGCGCUGUGAUUCUGUGCAGUGGUGCUGUCCAGUCACAGAGGGUUAACAAGCAACAAUGAAUGCAAAACAGUUAAUGUGUACAAAUGACUUUGUGAAUUAGUUGAAAAUGCUCACUUUUGGUAGGUUUUGAAAAUUUUUCAGUGCAAAACACAAGUUUUGCAAAAUUUUGUACUCUGUAAGUCAAGUUCAAUUUUGAAAUUGUACAAUGUGGGAAUUCACGGAAAAGUUGAUAUAAUUUCAGUUUCUUUUUUGCUAACAAGAUCAUUGGUCAUUGGUCAGUGUUUUCCAUUUUGACCAGAAAACAAAAAGACAUCUUUAUUCUAUCCUUAUAGACAUUGAUUUAAAGAUUGCUCAAAGUAAAAAUUCAUUUCUUUGCAUCCACAACAGUAAUGUCAAAAAGAUAUGCUUAAUAUAGAAGACCUAGACCUGGCAUUAAAUUUAAGUCAAGUGUUUGCUGCUGAAGUGAUGAAAUAAAUAACUUCAAUUAAAUAAAAUAUUGAUCAUACAUGUACCUAAUUAUUUUCUCUCUGUGUAGAGGUACUUAAAGAAAUAAAAAUGUGAUAAUGAAACUCAAUCUCUUAAAAAGUUUGCGCUUCAAAAUAGUUGAAAUUACUCACAAGUAUAAAUGUAAAUCUUAACAUUCAUAGAGGCCAUGAAUAAAAAAUUAUUCUCGUACUGGA
Messenger RNA from Stylophora pistillata, 2389 nucleotides. RefSeq names its product UNC93-like protein MFSD11. The record is from RefSeq and is a predicted model, not a curated record. Lineage: Eukaryota; Metazoa; Cnidaria; Anthozoa; Scleractinia; Pocilloporidae.